Messenger RNA from Aspergillus pseudotamarii, 564 nucleotides. Its product is annotated as thioredoxin family protein. The coding region runs from base 36 to 245 and encodes 69 amino acids. The record is from RefSeq and is a predicted model, not a curated record. NCBI's taxonomy places the organism in Eukaryota, Fungi, Ascomycota, Eurotiomycetes, Eurotiales, Aspergillaceae. The transcript has a single exon.
AUUUCACAGCCGGCUGGACCGGUCCCUGUCGCCCGAUGUUCUCGGCCUUCGAGCAGAUCUCCCACGCAACACCGCAUAUCGCGUUUUACCGGAUGGACGUGCGGAAAUUGUCGGACGAGGAGAUCGCCAAGUUGGGGAUUGUGGCUAUGCCGACGUUUAUGGCUUUCCGGGACGGCAGGAAGGUGAGAGAUUUGGUGGGGGGCAGUCCAGAGGGUUUGGAGGGGUUUGUUCUUGGGGUUCUUUGAUUUGGGUUGUUGUAUUGUCUUGUUCCUUUUGGGGUAUGGGGUUUUGUGCAUCGGUCCAUGAUUCAAGUUGGGUUGAUGGUAGGAGGUGGGGGAGACUUUUAUAUUGGUGAUUAGUUUAAUAUUGGUUUGAGUGUAGGGUGUCAUUGGGAUAAGAAUUGGUGAAGCAUUACAGGACUUGGGGAUAUUCAGUCACAUGGUCACUAGUACUGGCGGUAUUCAGAAGAGGCUAUAUAUCUGGUAUCAUUGAGUAUAUAUAUGGCAGACGGCUUAAAACCGUACCUGUCUAUGAAGCAUCGUGAAUCACAAAACCACGCUUGAU